GGAUGGGGGCGCCCGGGUGGAAGCUCUGGAUGACUCCAUUCGUUGGCGCCCCCACUACACCGCGGGGCGCCCCACCGUGCCCUUCUGUGUCCUCCGGCUCCCCGCGCAAACCCUGCGUUUAUCCUCCGGGUGCGGUGGGCGUGGCCCACACAGCGCAUGCCCAGCCGCGCGGUCACGUGACGUCCGUCAUGGCCGCCUCCUUGGCCCGGAGCGGCGUGAGUGGGACGCUGCUUCUGCGGGCGACCAGGGGCUCGUGGUGGAGCAGGACCGGGGAGGUAGCGGCGCGGACAACGGCCAGGACAUUCCGGACAGCAGGCUGGCGCCCGGCACAAGGGGACAGCGGCGGCCCUGAGCGGCCCGGGGACGUGGUGAACGUGGUGUUCAUAGACCGGUCAGGCCAGCGGAUCCCGGUGAGCGGCAGAGUCGGGGACAAUGUCCUCCAUCUGGCCCAGCGCCACGGCGUGGACCUGGAAGCCCACAAUGGCCUCAAACUCACAGUGAUCCUCCUGCCUCAGCCUCGUGAGUUCUGGGAUUACAGCCGGGAGCAGAGGACCCAGCGAGGGACACGGAGCCUGCGAAGCCUCCCUAGCAUGCUCUACCUGUCACGUGUACGUGAGCGAGGCCCACCUGGACCUGCUGCCUCCCCCUGAGGAGCGGGAGGACGACAUGCUGGACAUGGCGCCCCUGCUCCAGGAGAACUCCCGCCUGGGCUGCCAGAUCGUGCUGACUCCCGAGCUGGAAGGGGCGGAGUUCACCCUGCCCAAGAUCACCAGGAACUUCUACGUGGACGGCCACGUCCCCAAGCCACACUGACGGGCAGCAGGACCAGCCCAGGACUGUGGUGGCCCUGGGAGCAGGACUGAAGGGAGAGCAGAGUGGCCGGCCGGCCCGCAGUGCAGACCCGGGAGAGAUGGGUCGCAGACCCGGGAAGGCCAUCGCCCCACAGAGGACAGACCCAGGCUGUGGUUGGGGACGGGUGCCUCCCGGGGAGCCUUCCCAGGCCCUGAGACAUAAGGCGUACCUAGGGGUGGACUCGUCCCAGCGGCAAUAAAACUGUGUCGCGGCA
Messenger RNA from Cavia porcellus (domestic guinea pig), 1066 nucleotides. RefSeq names its product ferredoxin 2 (gene Fdx2). Gene Ontology annotation, biological process: positive regulation of oxidoreductase activity; P450-containing electron transport chain. Lineage: Eukaryota; Metazoa; Chordata; Mammalia; Rodentia; Caviidae. Gene Ontology annotation, molecular function: 2 iron, 2 sulfur cluster binding. Gene Ontology annotation, cellular component: mitochondrion. The transcript is spliced from 7 exons. The coding region runs from base 3 to 650 and encodes 215 amino acids. The record is from RefSeq and is a predicted model, not a curated record.